AUGGGCAACUGGUUCGGCGAUCUCGAGCUGGCAUACAAGUACAUUGUUAUUUUCCUCUCGUUACUUGUAUUGGCCAUACUUGCUGGUAUCGUCAAGGUUCUCAUUGUUCGCCGAAGGCUCAAGAAGCUCACGAAGAAGCAACAAGAUGAAGAGACUGGACAUAUAAAUGACCCAGAGGAGAUGGACCAGCGACCGAGGGAUGAAGGAGACCUUUUUGGGGUUCGUGCUAUCGAAGCCGGAUUCUACGCAGGCAUCCCUCAAUCAAGGCCGACUUCCAGAGCUGGUUCGUUCGUGGACAGCCCAGCGAUGAGCUCGCAAACACUUGUUGGAUCGAUCCACUCUGUCAAAGCCAAAGGACACUCUCACAAUGACAGCGCCGCCGGAUCAAUCCACUCCCUCAGAGCUCAAGGGCACUCUUACAAUGACAGCACGUCCACCUUGCCGGUUCCGAACACAGGCCGCAGCAACCGCGAUUCGGAAGCUCUUGGAUCAAAUUCUCCUGUGCAGAUGAAAGAACGUCCAGCUCUUCGGCUUGCACCAUCCGAAGCCGAACUCAGCGGACGACUCAAUCAUAGUGCCAUUACCAACAUGAACCUACAGGCCCCGCCGGCUCCCGCCGUUACCAGAGGACCUGAAAUGCCUGGGUUCGGUGGUCUUGAUGACGAUCAGAGUGACGGCGAGAUGUCCCCACGACUUAAGCCCGAUUAUUAUGUGCCCGCUACGCCGUCGACUCCUUUCCGAGAAGCUCUCCGUGGGGUCGUUCACUCUGGAGAAAGUCACAAGUCUCUGGCUGGAUCGUUGAAUAUCGCAUCUCCUCUAUCCCCUGGCUACUCCCCGGAAACGAGACUACCCACUCUCCCUGCAAAGGCAUAUCGCGAGGAGCCUCGUUCUUACCCCGACCAGAGAAGCGCAUCGCCCGAGGCGCAACUACUCACUCUCCCCGCAACGGUAUACCGUGCGGAGCCAAGGUCUCAAUCCAACCACAGAAGCGCAUCGCCCACGUCAGAAUCGACACCACCGAGCACGCAAGCAGAACAGCCACUGUCACCUAUCCUUCUUCAGCCAAGAACCUAUCAACCUAACUCGACGCACUACCGCGACGAUAGCAAUGCAAGCAAUUUUCACAGCAGCGCCAACAAGUCGAAAACACACCGGCCGAAACGCAGCAACUCGACCGACUUCUCUUUCAACUUCGCGAUCCCGAACGCCGGACUAAACCUCACUACUUCAUCAGACCAUGAUGACAAUCGCCGCCCGUCCCUAUCAAGUUCGCUCAACGUCCCAGGCAUUCCCCAACCUGGGCAGGCUAGUGAGUCGCGAUUGAGCGGACUGAGCGAGUUCUACGAUGCGUACUACCGACAGUCGCAGCUCAGCAUACCUGCCAAGGAACAGAUGCGACCGCAGCAUCACAAUGUCGUCGGAAGCCCCAUCUUCGAAGUGGACUCUGCCCUUCCUUCGCCCGCCCGAUAGAUGUCUCUCAAGGUGCCGGAUGAAAACGAGUGCGUCAAAGGGAAAUGGCCAUGCUAAUUGUGAAUGGCUAGCAGUAGAAACUACCUCUUAGGAUCCGGGCUGUCCUCUCCUUGACCCGUUACCAGUCCGUUCGAUAGUCUCGAUAUUGAUCAAUGCUUGUUCAUGGUCAUUGUCGUCUUCUCUUGACGAGAGACCCAAUCGUGCUAGUCCACGAUGGUGAGGCUACAAUCAGGAACGCGGUCCGGUCGAGACUGGAUUAGGGCUGAAAAAGUACUACUUAAGCUUGCCCGGAACGGGAAGGCGUCCGAAAUCCAUGACGCGACGAUGAGAGAAAGAAUCGGAGAACAGUUGAGGCGACUAUUACAGAAGUAGAAUCGACUCGGUGGAAGAAGAAGAACAGUAAUCACAAAAAAACGAACCCAUUUAUCG
Messenger RNA from Aaosphaeria arxii CBS 175.79, 1899 nucleotides. RefSeq lists its product as uncharacterized. Bases 1 to 1470 code for a protein of 489 amino acids. The transcript has 4 exons. NCBI's taxonomy places the organism in Eukaryota, Fungi, Ascomycota, Dothideomycetes, Pleosporales. The record is from RefSeq and is a predicted model, not a curated record.